AUCAGGGUUUUCUAGGCUGCGAUACGAAUUUGCUGCCUGCUACUUCACAGUUAACUGAACCUGAGUCAGAACUAAGCCUCUGCGGCGGCCAGCAGACCUAGAGCCCAGGGCCAUGAAGGAUAGCGGGAAUCCGGAGAGAGCAGUAGAAGGGUGAAGUUUGUGUGAGUUAGAGUUGAGACCUGGACAUCGAGAGCAGAACAGAACAGGGACGGCAACUAAGCUCGAAAGAGCAUUGGCUGUGGGUGCAACGAAUGGAUCUUCCUCCACCCCAUUCUAGUAGCGUCAUGAUGUGCAACUGUAGCGUCACGAUAAGACUAGGGAAGAAGGAGGGCCUCAGCAGCCAAUCAGAAGGCUCGGUCGAAAGCUGGCUCUCCUCCCCUCCUCCUUCCUUUUCCUUCUCUCUGCUCCUAGAAAUGACCAGCAGAGGAGGACGAGGUGGAGGACCGCAGCCAGUGACCUAGGUUAUAAAUAUUAGAUUUGAUUGGGAUUAGAGCCCGCAGGCAUGUCCGCAGCUGCUGGGGCCCAAACCCCCGGCCCCAAGGGCUCUCCGCGUCAGCUCCUGGACCUCAGCUGCACGCUGUUGUUGCUGUUGCUGCCUUUGCUGCUGCUCACUUGGGGGCUCCUGCUCUGGCGCCAGAAGGGGUUGCCCCCCGGACCCCGGCCCUGGCCGCUGGUGGGGAACCUGGGUUUCGUGCUGCUGCCUGCGGCGCUCAAGCGGUGGAGCUCGUCGCUGCUCUCGCUGCUGCGCUGCUCCCCCAGGACUGGGGAGUCCCGAUUGUCCAGCCCGCAGGUAAUCCUGGCUCAAAUGGCUCGGCUCUAUGGCCCCAUCUUCAGCAUCUACCUGGGGCCGUAUCUGGUGGUGGUCCUCUGCGACUUCCCCAGCGUGCGCGAGGCACUGGUGCAGCAAGCCGAGGUCUUCAGCGACCGGCCACGGGUGCCUCUCAUCUCCAUGGUCACCAAGGAGAAGGGAAUUGUGUUUGCACAUUAUGGUCCAAUCUGGAGACAACAGAGAAAGUUCUCCCACUCAACACUUCGUCAUUUUGGUCUGGGGAAACUCAGCCUAGAGCCAAAAAUUAUAGAGGAGUUUAAAUAUGUGAAGGAGGAAAUGCAGAAACAUGGAGGAAACCCUUUCAGUCCUUUCCCCAUUAUUAGCAAUGCCAUCUCCAACAUCAUCUGUUCCAUGUGCUUUGGCCAGCGCUUUGAAUAUAACAACAGUAACUUUAAGAAAAUGCUUAACCUCAUGUCCAGAGGAUUAGAGAUUAGCAUAAACAACCAGAUUCUUCUAAUCAACAUAUGCUCUUGGCUGUAUUAUCUUCCUUUCGGGCUCUUCAAGGAAUUAAGACAAAUUGAAAAAGAUUUAACUGUUUUCCUGAAAGGAAUCAUCAAAGAACAUCGGGAGACCUUGGAUAUUGAAAAUCCCCAGGACUUCAUAGAUAUGUACCUUCUCCAUAUGGAAGAGGAGAUGAAGAAUAACAAUAAUAGUAGCUUCAAUGAGGACUACUUAUUUUAUAUCAUUGGAGAUCUUUUCAUUGCUGGCACUGAUACUACAACCAACUCUUUGCUAUGGUGCCUCUUAUACAUGGCAUUGAACCCUGAGGUACAAGAAAAGGUCCAUAAAGAAAUUGAAAAGGUCAUUGGUUCUGACAGAGCUCCAUCCCUUACUGACAAGGUCCACAUGCCCUACACAGAAGCCACCAUCAUGGAGAUACAGAGGAUGUCUGUGGUAGUCCCUUUUGGCAUUCCUCAUAUGACUUCAGAAAAAACCAUUCUCCAAGGAUACACAAUCCCUAAGGGCACUCUGAUUGUAGCCAACCUCUGGUCAGUACACAGAGACCCCGCCAUAUGGGAGAAACCUAACAACUUCUAUCCAGAGAGAUUUCUUGGUAAAGAAGGAGAACUUAUCAAAAAGGAAUACUUUAUCCCAUUUGGAAUUGGAAAGCGUGUAUGUAUGGGAGAACAAUUGGCAAAAAUGGAAUUAUUCCUGAUGUUUGUCAGCCUUAUGCAGACCUUCACCUUUACCUUACCUAAGGAUUCUGAGAAGCCCAUAAUGACUGGAAGAUUUGGCUUGACUUUAUCACCACACCCAUUUAAUGUAAUUGUAUCUAAAAGAUGAAGACCCAAGAAGAGAUGGUGGAAUAGAAUGCCAAUUUAAAAAAUGAAAUUCUUCUGAAAUUCUGGUUCUUCCUUCUACACUUAUAAGUAACCAUUCUUGAGGCUUAAAAAUUUCUUGUUCCAGUUCCCCGUUGGAAAGUGGAAGAAAAAAAAUGCAAGAAUGGGAACUUAGCUCUUAAAGAGAAUGCUUGAAUCCUAAUAGAGAUACCCCAAACGUGCUGUGAUCUCAUCAAUCCAAUCAUUCAUUUUUGUAAAUUUACUUAAGUAGAUAAUGGACAAAAUUCUGUACUGGGAAACAGAAAACACAAAUUUUAAUCCUGUUCAAGAUAAGUCAAUUCUUUUACCACCUUGUGCCUCAGUUUUCCCAUAUGUAAAAUGGGAAUAACAAUUUCUAAUGUAUAAAGAUUAAGAAUUUGUUGUUCUUGUUGAAAUGAACUUUUAUGAAAGCAUAAUGAGCUUCUUGAAUUGAAGAUAGACUAACUUGACUAUUGCUUGGUUAUGACAGGUAACAAAAUAUGGAAGUGUUAGCCAAACGAAUAUUUUAAAAUAAAAUAAAACUUUUUAGUCUUAGG
Molecule: messenger RNA, 2684 nt
Organism: Sarcophilus harrisii (Tasmanian devil)
Lineage: Eukaryota; Metazoa; Chordata; Mammalia; Dasyuromorphia; Dasyuridae
Product: cytochrome P450 2U1
Exons: 5
Coding region: 503-2113 (536 amino acids)
Biological process (GO): xenobiotic metabolic process
Cellular component (GO): cytoplasm; intracellular membrane-bounded organelle
Molecular function (GO): heme binding; iron ion binding; oxidoreductase activity, acting on paired donors, with incorporation or reduction of molecular oxygen, reduced flavin or flavoprotein as one donor, and incorporation of one atom of oxygen
Source: RefSeq, a predicted model, not a curated record